GCCGCCUCACUCCAACACAUCCCUCCACCCGGAGAAAACAAUACGUAGAGUUUCCAGUGGUAUUUCAACAUUUAUACCUGUAUACCGGUGCCAUUUUCAAACAACAAACGAGUGUCAUGAAUGGAAAACAACUCGAAAGUAUCACAAUUGCAUUUCACAGGUUUCCCAGUUAGCAAGAAGUUAGUCUGGAGAGGUUGAGGAUUAUUUUGUCUGUGCGGCAGCGGAAGAGGACUGCAGAGGGUGUGGGCGUGCGGUGUUCAAGAUGGCGGCGCCCUAUGGAGUGGAUCUGCUCUGAUAGUGGUGCCUGAGGACGGGAUUGGCGGCGGUCGCGGGACCCCGCCCCGUUAGGGCAGGAAACUGAGAGUGACGACGGUGACCCCUCCCCCCGUCCCCCCCGUCCCCAUCCCCCCCGCCACCGGGACGCCAUGGCCCGGGACCAGCCGAACGUGGGCGACCUCCUUCCGCUGCUGGAAUCCUCGGACCUGCGCCAGCUGGACCAGGUCAAGGCCCUCAUCACCGAGCAGCUGAGUGCAGACCGAGGCUCUGUGCUGCUAAAUGGGCUGGUGGAUUAUUACCUGGAGACCAGCUCCUCCCAGGCCCUGCAGAUCCUGACCUCUGUGAGGGAGCCACACGACAAGCACCUCCUGGACAAGCUGAACGAGUGUCUGUCCAAGCCAGCCAGCCGUCUGCCCACCCUCACCCUCCUGGGCCACGUGGUUCGCAAGCAGCCCUCCUGGAUCCACAAGAUCACCCGCUUCCCCCUGCUCGCCUCGCUGCUCAAAUGCCUCAAGACGGACUCGGACGUGGUGGUCCUUAUAACUGGGGUUCUGGUGCUGAUCACGCUGCUGCCCAUGAUCCCGCAGGCGGGCAGGCAUUACCUGUACGAGUUCUUCGACGUCUUCGGCCGCCUGGCCGCCUGGAACCUGCGGAACCAAGGUCAUGUGACGGAGGUGUUCCUGAUCCACCUGCACGCCAGCGUGUACUCUCUCUUCCACCGGCUGUAUGGCAUGUACCCCUGCAACUUCAUCUCCUACCUGCGCUCCCACUACAACAUGAAGGAGAACAUGGACGCUUUUCAGGAGGUGGUGAAGCCAAUGCUGGAACAUGUACGGAUUCACCCAGAAUUAGUGACUGGAAACAAGGACCAUGAGCUGGACCCCACCAGGUGGAAGAAGUUUGAGAUCCACGACAUCGUCAUCGAAUGUGCCAAAGUGUCCCUGGACCCCAAAGAGGCUUCAUGUGAGGAGGGCUACUCCGCCCUGCCCGACCACGGCCCCACCCCUCUGCAGCCCCGCCCCCCGGACACCGCCCCCAACCGGGACACCGCCCCCAGCCCCUACGCGGACCUGCAGAGCAGUUAUGGAAGCUCCUCCUCCACCUCCUACUGCGACCCCCGCCAGACCCUACCCCCACUUAUGCCCCCGCUCUCAGGGACACACCCCCCCCACGACAGCCCCCACAUCCCCCAACGGCAGACACAGAUCCUGAGCUGUGAUGUCACUUCCUCCGGUGUGACGAAUGACCCCAUCUGGAGCCCCUCCUCAAUCUGCGGCAUGGCCACACCCCCCUCCUCUCGGGGCAUCUCCCCCACCAACGCCUCGGAGCUUUCCCAGAGUGCCUCUCACUUCCCCAGCCAUGCCCACGCCAUGCCAGCAGCUGGGAAAGGACCGCCCUCCUCCUGCACCCCUGCCGCCUCUUCACCACACCCCUCCCUCACAGAGGAGCGUCUGCACGCCCUGCUCCCCAACACGGCCAGCCCGCCAAGACGCAAGGGCCGUAGAGCCAGGGAAUCCUGCAAGCCCUGCCUGAAGAGGCAGGAGCCAAUCAGAGAGCUGGAGAGAGGCAGCAGCGCGGACGCAGACAGCCGAGGUGGUGUCUGUGAGGGUGCACGCAUGAACCUGACGGAGGUGUCGGCCUUCGUGAAGAAGCAGGAGCAGGAGCAGCAGCAGCGUGCGGAGACGGAGCGGGAGGAGGCCAUCACCGAGGAGCUGCUGAAGAUCACCCAGGACCAACGGGACGUCCCGGCCCCGCCGGGGCCCUUCUACCGCACCACCGAGACUCUGACGGGUGCCCAGGAGAAGCCCUCGCCCGCCCCCCCGGGCCCUCGCCCCCCCUGCCCGGGACAGGCGCCGUCCGCGCCCGACAGGACGGAGGAGGCGCCCGCGGCCCUCUUCGCCCCCAUCGACCGCCCCGCCCCCGCGGGCCGACCCCCCCGCAGCCCGCCGGCCCCCGAGGAGGAGGGGGGCGCGGCCGCCCCACCCAAAUACGGCCCCUUCUCCCCCCCCAGCCCCUGCAAGACUCCGCCCCCUGCCUACAGGGACCUGUUCGACCUGGCGCUGCCCAAAGCCGCCUCCCUGUUCGUGGGGCGGCGGACCGCGGAGGCGGCGCGGCGGGCUGGGGAGGGGCGGAGACCGGAGGAGGGGCAGGGGGAGGGGCUUUGGGAGGGGGAGGGGUUUACCACCACCGAGUCCCCCUUGGAGGUGCUGGACCGCCUCAUUCAGCAAGGCAGCGACGUCCACGGCAAGAGAUCACCUUUGCCGAGCAGGUCAGCUGAUUGGAACCAUUUUGGAGGCUCCGCCCCCUGGGACGAGCUGCAGACGCUGCGCAGCCAGCUGCUCCUGCUGCACAGCCAGCUGCUGUACGAGCGCUACAAGAGGGAGCAGCACGCCGUGCGCAACCGCCGCCUGCUGCGCCGCAUCAUCAACGCCACCGCGCUGCAGGAGCACAACAACGCCAUGGUAACACCUCCGCGCCAAAACCAGCGUCAGCUGAUACUGUACACACACAGAACCCAGGAGCUGCAGAGCAAGCUUCAGGAAUACCAGAAGAGGAUCGGAGAGUUGGAGGCGGAGCUACAGAGGGCCAAUUACAAGGUGUGCCACACGGCACACCAGCUCGACCAGCUGUCCGUCAAGCUGAGCAGCGGUGAGAAUGCACAGCAGCAGAUGGCUUUCCUGAACAAGCAGCUGCUGCUCCUGGGGGAGCUCAACAGGCUGUGUGUGGAGGAGAUGCAGCACUCCGGUCAGGACAGCAAGAAGGAGGCGCAGAUGCUGCAGGCCUCCUCGCUGUCAGACCUGGAGAAGCUGCGGCAGGGCCUGGUGCAUUGUGGGCAGGGCCUGGAGGCUGCCCAGCAGCGUGUGGGGGAGCUGGAGUCCCAGCUGGCUAAGAAGGAGCACCUGAUCGCCGAGCAGAAGAAGUUUCUGGAGGACGUGAAGGGUCAGGCCAGGGCGGAGCUCCAGGCCUCAGAGAGCAGGUUUCAGACUCAGAGGAAGCUCACGCAGACCCUGCAGUCUGAGCUGCUCCAGCUGUACAGCCGCCUGGAGACUGAGAGCCCGGACACUGCACCAGGGGGCGCCACCGAGUCCUGCGGUCCCCACAAUGCCAGAUGUGUGUCCUCCAGGCCAGAAGAGGGCAGUAGCUCAGUGUUGGAUGGGCAAGUAAAAGCAGAUGUCCAAGACAACGUGGAUGGGGGUCUGUCCGACUCUCAAAGGAGCAACAGUAGCACUUUAUCACCCGGGAAACCGCAGGCGCCCCCAACGCCAAACUCUGUCAACGGUCGACGGGAGCACCCCAAACCCCUGCCGGCGUCCCCUCCGUCUCACCUCCCCUCCACGCCCCCCUCCAGGCUGGCCGACGCCCCGCUCGCCGUGGGCUCGUGCCCCAGCGAAAAGAGCUUCCUGGGCAUUCAGGCCCGCGAACUGUUCCGCAACAAGAGCGAGAGCCGGGGCGAGGAGGGGGCGGAGCCUGUGGCCACGCCCCGCCUGUCCGGCCUCUCCCAGGGCCUGAAGACUGAGCUCUGUGUGGAGCCCGCAGGGAGCACCAGCCCUGCCCCCCCCUCCAAGGGCCCCGCUCCCCCCUCAAAGGGCCCUGCCCCCCCCUCCAAGAGCCCCGCCAAGGAGCCACAGGUGGCUGCACAGCAGAGGACCAAGGACAGGCCAGGGGGCGGGGCCAGAGGCAGGGGAGGGACUGUGGGCGGGGCCGGCCAGGCCCAGCAAAGGCAGCCACAGCAGCAGCGAAGGCUGCGAAUCAUGGACUACAACGAAACGCAUCAUGAGCACAGUUAAGGUUGGAGGGCGGGGGGGAGGGGAAGAGAGAGAGAGAGACAGAGAGAGUGAGAGAGAAAGAGACACACCGCAGGACUGGACAUUUUGAAUUCAGUGUUACUGCUACCAUUCCUGGAUUGGAGAACAGAAUUUUAGCAUCAGUUCAUUCACCCAUACAGACAGAGGAAAGCACCACAACCACCACAACUACCCCCCACUGACACACACACAUGCAGACACACGCAUACAAAAUCACACACACCACACACACACACACACACGCACACUCACACACAUGCACACACUCUCUCACACACACAACAUGCACACACACACACAAACCACUUUGUUCCGGUGAGUCUGGUUCUUUAGACUUCACCCAGUAUGGGUGUGGCAUAACAGGGCCGCAAUAGCACACUGUCACCAGCAGGGGGAGUAAAGGCUCACACUCAACAGCACCAAUAGCGCUGCUGUCCAUUCAGUGAGAUCUCUUUUCACACAGAUUAAUGCUAUGGUUUUAUUUAUUUGCUUCUUCAAAUUCUGACUACUCCAAAAGAAAGAAGCGCCUGCAGUUAUGGAACACUAAGCAUGUUUAGGACCCUGGUGCAAAUACGUUUUACUGAAUUUGGCAGGGUGUGUUGGGAUGCUCGCAGGGGGUGUACUUUCGCCAGUCAGGACUGGUCAGGAACAGCUGUGGUGUGGAGUGUGAUGUAACAGGAAGUGAGGUAUGGAAGCAGGGGCGGUUUUUUAAUACGCCCGGAAGUAAAGGCAGGAAUUUGGGCAGCGUGCGACAAAGCCUGGGAGAAUGAAACGGGGUUGAGACGGACUGCGGAGUGUCUGCGCGUUAGCCUUAGCGCGUUAGCGCUGAACCAAAAUUAAGCAGCUGUGCUUAUUUACAGGCCUGGCUGGCUUCCAGUUUGGUACCACUUAGUCGAUCUGUCCCAGUCUGUCUACCCUGUUUUAUUAAUGAGGAAACGCACAGUAUUACAGACAGGAAGUAGAAGCCUGUGAUAAACAAGAAAGCAGGAAGUGAGACUGUGUCCUGGUGUCAAGGUCUGGGGCAGCCGGACCAUUUUAAUUUGAGGUUGCAUUUUUAAGGUAUUUAUUAUUUUUGCACUACCCCCACCCCCUCACCACCAAGAGCUUUUUUUUACUGCAGGGAAAAGCUGUACAGGUCCUCAUCAGUGUGAAAUUCUCAAAGGAUUGACUGUUUUUGACCGAAAAUAGUUUUUAUGUUUUUUUCUUUACCACUAACCCCGCUAAAAAUUAGAGGGGCUUGGGAUUAAACGGAUUGGACGUGGAAAUGUCACAUGACCGGGAAGUGGCCCUUUCCAUCGUCAUGCACACCAUGUUCUAGAAAACACAAACCCGUUCAUAUCCAUCUGAAGGUUGACGUUACGCAAUAAUCGGUCGUGAUGCCCUCAAGUCAUCCCUGCCAGACGAGGGCGCUGUAGGAAGCUUGUGUGAUUUCUACUGCAGGAUGGCAGUACCUAUAAAACAUAGAAGCAGCAAUAAUGAGCAUAGCCGUUUGCUUGUUUAACAUCAUGCUUCGGGGCCAAAGUUUCCCCCUUUACCUUUACAAAGUCAUUAUGUGUGGGCUUGAUGCUUUUCUUCCAGCAAACAAUGAGUACUCAUCUGUGAUUGGUCCAAAUGUUUUCACAUUGGGAGAUUGGCCAAUCAGAGGAGAAAGAGUAUUGCACAUGUGAGAAAGUGACCCACUGCUCACCCCAGGGUCAUGCAACGUUGGUCAUGUUUCCCUGCAGUAUUGAACUACAUUACCCAGAGAGCCUGUGUUUCGUCUCUGUGGCUCCAGCGCACUGCCUCUAAACAUGGCUGUGUGUUUUGUAGGCUUUGCAUUUUGCCAAAAUGACCCCACCCUGAGGAAAGAUGGUUUGCUGGUUUAUGUGCUGAAAAUUGUCUCUCUUUGCCAUCGUGAGACGAUCAGUUUAUCAAGGAAAGUGCUUUUAAUUCCUUACCUUUUCAGAAAGAAUGUCUGUUUCAUUUCUGUACUCUGGACAUUGUGCUUGCCAAGGUUUGAGGGAAACAAGCGUACAUCUGUUUGCAAUGUAUUCAGAUGCGUUCUUAUACACAGCACCUUUACCUCUGCCUAUUGACCUUUGCCCUUAGCUGAUUCAUUGAAUGCCCAUAGAAUCCACUUGUGGUCUGAACUGAUUGAGCUGAUUAAGUUGAUUUGUUAACAGAAAAAAAAGGUUUGCCCUUAAGUGUUUACAGUCACCUUCUGUCAAUCAAAUUUUGCCCCACCCCUACGUGAUGACUUGUUCAGCCAGAAUGUAGUAUGGUUUAUGUUGUUCUCUAAUUGCUCUUCUGUUUCAGCAAUACAUUUUAUUAGUUUCAGGUAUUCACAUUGAUAUGUAUGGUUAAGGAGUAUGCAUUUUUGGACUGAAAGCUGAGUUGUUGUUUUUUCCAUUUAACUUUCCAAAUGAUACAAAUCCUGUUGAUCGCUGAAAGUCUGCCGUUUUUCUGUUCGCCUUGCUGUCAUAAGCAUGUACAACAAUCCCAUGUUUAAAUGCCAAUAAUAGGAUUUACGAAGAACUGAGGUAACUACUGUACGGUACAAUCAGUGCAAGCUGAAAUCGGAGGAAUUGGAGGGGUGGACUCUUGGAGGGGUUUGGAGCAGGAGGUUCUGAAAACCGAUGAAAAAGGAAGUUCUUUAAAGCAGCUGCUUGUGUUUAACUGUGAACAAUAAAAAUAAAAAUGGUCUUCAAUGUUUUGCACUACA
Molecule: messenger RNA, 6783 nt
Organism: Anguilla rostrata (American eel)
Lineage: Eukaryota; Metazoa; Chordata; Actinopteri; Anguilliformes; Anguillidae
Product: hamartin-like
Exons: 22
Coding region: 426-4064 (1212 amino acids)
Biological process (GO): regulation of cell cycle; negative regulation of TOR signaling; negative regulation of cell population proliferation
Cellular component (GO): TSC1-TSC2 complex
Source: RefSeq, a predicted model, not a curated record